AUCGUGCAUGCCACCGACCACAGUUUGAAAGCAACCUCCGUCAUGAUCGCGUCAGCUGGCUUCUAGUUGUGCCCCACCUCAUCGGAAACCAGCCGUCCGCGCGCGUGUUUCAGACUUUGCUCGCGGCGGAUUCCCGUUCGAGCCUGUUUUCCGUCCACUUUUCAUCUCUUUAUUUUUGAACGCGUUCCGGUCUCCCGCGAAUUCGAAGAGAAAUCCGGUUCCGAAAAGAUAUUGGAUCGAAGCGAUUCGAUCGAUAUAUAAUUGAUACCAGCGACAUCGGGAAGAUUUCGGAGCGUCCGAUCCGUCGAUCGAUCCAGACAAAUGAAACCGGUUUGAAGAUCACGAGAAACGGGUAUCGAAUCCGAAUGAAAGUGUAUCUGGUGUACGGGUAUCGGUGAGAGAGCUAGUGAACGAUGUGAAGAAGAUCUCUAGGGAAAAUCGAAGGCGAUCGAUCGUGGUUGCCGAAGUGCAACAACCGCGACCUUUUGUUCUCCAGAGAAUCGCGUCGAGGAAUCCGGGAAGAUGAGCGGCAGAAGAAGAGUGUUCAGUGCCCUCGACGGGCUAAAGUGUGAUCGUGCGAUCGUAUGGUCGGUGUUUUUGUGGUGCCUCGUGUUUCUGCCUGGUAACAUCGAGAGUGCACCGCCCGGGAUAUGCGCGAUGGACGGCUGCAACUGCACCGUCAAGGCGCACCGUUGGAUUAACGUCAAGUGUGUCUUCUCCGACGAUCAGGACGUGGAGUUACUGGAGGGAAUCAUUCCACCGGACGCGAUGGAGGUGGAGGUCUCUCAUUGCAGGGAGUUAAGGAUCCAGUCGGGCGCGUUCGGGGAUGGCGCGCCAAUUAAACGGGUUCACGUGUCCGGGAUCUACAGUUUCGUGGCCAAGCAACAGGCCUUUCAGAACUUAAGCGCGCCGAACACGCAUCUCGAGGUAUCCGAGUGCAACAGCGUGAUACUGGAGAGCCACGCGUUCAGAAACUCUCGUGGAACGUUGAGCGUCUCGAUAUCGAAAUGCCGAAGCGUAGGAAUCAAACCUAACGCGUUCUCCAGGCUCUUAUGGAUCACCGUUAGGGAAGUUCCUAGAUUAGAACUGUCCAGCAACGCGUUCAAGCUCGAGGCUUCUCAACACGGCAGACAUGGACCAGCGACCAAGAUUAUGUUCCAAAGGGUGAAGAUCACCGAGCUGCCGACAGCUGUGUUCCCAUCGGCGAUCGCGGAAAUACGCAUGGACGAUAUGUUCGCGAAGGUGAUCCGUAAGAACGCGUUCUGCGCGAUGAACAUCUUCAGCGUGAUCAUCAGCAACGCGUCGAUCCUGGAGAUCGAGACCGGCGCGUUCAGCGACAGGGCGUUAAUCCAACGGCUCGAGUUCGUCGACGUCAGAUUGAAGAGCAUCGAGAGAGGAGCCUUCCGGGCGGGCCACGACAACCUCACGAUACAAUAUUCAAGGCUCACCGACGUCGAAUCCGGUGCCAUCGACAUAUACGCGGCCACGGUCAGCUUUAAUAACAACGAGUUCCUGAAACUGCAUCAGGGCGCGAUUGUACUACACCAGUGGAACCAUAUAGCCAUCGACUACAAUUUGUUCGUCGAGCUGGAGACAGACGCGAUCAUCGCGGACGUGGACGCGACCAGGGCGCCGAAUUUUGAGUUUUCGUUCACGGGGAAUCAUAUAGAGAAAGCGCGGCCGGGGUCGUUGAGGUUCGCCGCGAUCUCCCAACGGGUGAACACCGCGCGCGUCGGUAAUAACUACUUCAAGGAGAUGUGCAGAUGCGGCUUGGAUGAUUGGAUACGCGAGAUGACUGGGAAAAACAGCUCCGUGUCGUGGAUGAUGGACUCGAGUUUCUGCAUGGUCGACCAGAUUCUAGACAGGUGUUUCAAUCUGCCGCAGGGCUACAUGUCGAUGCGAAACUUCACUAAAAUCAUCUGUGCACCUGGCGAUCAUAUCAUUUGUGAGAAAUCGCCGGCCAAACCGGAGCCAAGCGUCAGUCCGCCCAGCGUCGGCCCUCACGUCUAUCCGAGACACAAGGGCUACUAUGACGUGGAGAUGAGCGAUUCGGAACAACUGCAGCGCGAGAAGAGAAUCAUCGUGGUGAUCUGUGUGAUAGCUGUGUUCAUCGUGUUGGUGGUGAUACUGGCAUCAGGAGUUUUGUAUAUGCGUCGCAGCGGCGUGUGUCCGAAGUUAACUUCGGGUCACCUCAUGAAUCUCACCAGCUGGCUGUCUCCUAGCAGUGGAAUGACAGCCGCCACAUCUGCCAGGUCCAUAUCCAGGCUGAGCGUACACGAGUAUGCGGGCCUACAACCGGAAACGCGGAUUCUGGAGGUCGAAACCCAGGCCGAUGCGAUGGAGGAGGAGGAGGAAGGUGCGGACGGAUUGUAUCCAUAUACGGAGAACAAGGCCACGCAAACGUUGCCUGAAGAGCUGACGGAAGAGUACCUGAGAGAUCUAAGAGAAAGGUUGAACGACCCUGAUGACUAUAAUCAGGCGAGGGACAUGAUCGAGCACUUGUACGAUUUGAUCAAAGUAGAGGAGAGUUGCAACAAUAAUAACGACCGGCAGCCACCGGGCAGAGAAGAAAACGCGUAUGAUAUGAUUCAGCCAAGACGAAGAAGGCUCAGAGGCGCGCCCAAGCCUACUGUAACCAUAGGCACCAAAGCACCUUCGUUGGAGAAAUUACUACCAAUUGGAAUACAGCCGAGACCGCCUUUGACCGAAUAUACGGAACCUCGUGAUCGGAGAACGAAUGAACAGAAUCAUUUGUAUGCUGAAUUACCAGGCGAUGAGACUGUACCCAGUACUAGUCGAUUGUCUCAACCCAUCCUGGCGACUUUGGCUGGAAGAGCGCCGCAGCCUCUGCCGCCGGACGUUGUCAACGAUCAUCUAAUCAACGAUCAUUCGAAUCAAGCGUUCGGCAACCUGAAGAGCGACAACGAUCACAGGUUGCCGGAAAGCCCGAGGUUCGAGGCGUUGCGGAACCAGGCCAGACCGAUGAGUUUCUUGAAGGCUCUCGGUGAAAGCAUCCUCGGUGGGUCGAAGGCGAGUAACAAUAAAAGGCCGAACUCGCUGCUCUGUGAGUACGCCGAACCGUCCGACGCGACCGCACACCUAUACUCGGAAUUGCCUGAACCGCAAACUUCGACGCCGGCCAGUAAAAUGGCGAACAGACCUCUGCCCACCAAACCCGACCAAGAUUCCGUCAACAUGGCGAGGGCAUAACGAGCGCCCGUCGCCUAUUGUCUGUGAUAACACUGUACGAGUGCCGAGACUGUGCUACGGUAAAAUCGUGCUUACUCAUUUCUUCCUUUUCCUAAUACAUCAUCGACCAACUAUGAAUUCGUGCCUAGUGUUCGAGUGUCUCAGUCGAGUUUCGCUGAGGUAUGAAUGAAUCGCUGAAAACUGUGCCAGACACGUAAGAAUUCUUUACGAUAUUAGUUUAAGAAGCUUUUGUAAAAAGGGGGAAGAAGUAGAGGGAUUUAAAGAAAGCAUGAAUACUCGUUUUUGAGUUCAACAUGUUGAUUCUUUUCGCUCGCGGUGAAAAGUAUUUGAGCAACGAAAGACGAGUUAUAUUUAAUGACUGCCCGGCAAAACGUGGAUGUAACAUAGUUUCAUAUAUAUAUAUAUUUGCUUCGUCAGGUAUUAUUAAAGGAAGUAUAUUUCACGUUC
Molecule: messenger RNA, 3657 nt
Organism: Ceratina calcarata
Lineage: Eukaryota; Metazoa; Arthropoda; Insecta; Hymenoptera; Apidae
Exons: 4
Coding region: 523-3210 (895 amino acids)
Source: RefSeq, a predicted model, not a curated record